Messenger RNA from Alnus glutinosa, 1846 nucleotides. Its product is annotated as alpha-galactosidase 3. Lineage: Eukaryota; Viridiplantae; Streptophyta; Magnoliopsida; Fagales; Betulaceae. Gene Ontology annotation, biological process: carbohydrate metabolic process. The record is from RefSeq and is a predicted model, not a curated record. The transcript is spliced from 15 exons. The coding region runs from base 143 to 1456 and encodes 437 amino acids. Gene Ontology annotation, molecular function: hydrolase activity, hydrolyzing O-glycosyl compounds.
UACAAACAUAAUUAUGAGACAUUUGUCCCCCUGAGUCGUCAUCAUCAUUAUCUGAAGUACGAGAACAAAAUAGUCGUCCGUUGGUACUUGGUUCUUACAUUUCCUAACGUUGUUGUCGAAGAAACGGAGGAUUCACUCAUUGAUGGCGGAGAAUAGGAGGAGCAGCGUUGUCUCUGUUUGCUCUGCAGUUGUGUGGCUAUGGUGGGUGGUAUCUGCGAUGGCGAUCGAAGGGAGAGUAGUGCCUCUAUUGCAGAGCUGCGAGAAAUCCGGGUUUCGAUCGACGUUUAGUGCGAUUUAUGAUACUUCUAAGUAUGGUAUUCUCCAACUCAGCAAUGGCUUGGCUGGGACGCCUCAGAUGGGAUGGAAUAGCUGGAAUUUCUUUGCCUGCAAUAUCAAUGAGACAGUCAUCAAGGAAACAGCUGAUGCACUUAUCUCAACGGGUUUGGCUGAGCUAGGUUAUGUGUAUGUCAAUAUAGAUGAUUGCUGGUCUACUGCUAAGCGGAAUUCAAAGGGUCAAUUGGUCCCAGAUCCAAAAUCUUUUCCAUCUGGAAUUAAAGCUCUUGCUGAUUAUGUACACGCGAAGGGCCUCAAGCUUGGAGUUUAUUCUGAUGCUGGGAUUUUUACAUGUCAAGUUCGACCAGGAUCGCUUUAUCAUGAAAAUAAUGAUGCAGAACAGUUUGCUUCUUGGGGUGUAGAUUAUUUGAAAUAUGACAACUGCUUCAAUCUGGGCAUCGAUCCAAAAGAAAGAUACCCACCAAUGCGUAAUGCUCUAAAUGCAACUGGACGCACAAUUUUCUAUUCACUUUGCGAAUGGGGUGUGGAUGACCCAGCCUUAUGGGCAGACAAGGUCGGAAACAGCUGGCGUACUACUGAUGACAUCAAUGAUACAUGGGCAAGCAUGACUACUAUUGCCGAUCUGAAUGACAAAUGGGCAGCCUAUGCGGGUCCUGGUGGAUGGAAUGAUCCAGAUAUGUUGGAAGUUGGCAAUGGAGGCAUGACAUACCAAGAGUACCGCGCUCAUUUUAGCAUCUGGGCUUUGAUGAAGGCCCCUCUUUUGGUCGGUUGUGAUGUAAGAAACAUGACUGCGGAAACUUUUGAGCUUCUAACCAAUAAGGAGGUCAUUGCCAUAAACCAAGACCCACUCGGGGUUCAGGGAAGGAAAGUUUAUGUUUCAGGAACAGAUGAUUGCCUUCAGGUUUGGGCGGGUCCUUUAUCUGGACAUCGCUUGGUUGUUGCUCUUUGGAAUCGCUGUUCGAAAGCGGCAACUAUCACAGCUGCAUGGGACAAAAUUGGGCUUGAAUCCGGCACGAGUGUCUUUAUUAGAGAUUUGUGGCAGCACAAAGAGAUUUUGGGAGAUGCAGUGUCAUCAUUCAGUGCCCGAGUGGAUGCCCAUGGCUGUCAGAUGUAUACUUUCACCCCCAAACGGUGCCACGUUCCGUCAUUUAAGUCAUCUUAAAAUCAGUGGGGCUCAAGCUCAUAAGAUGUUCAGCCAUAGAAGGUCUCAGCAUUUAUGCAGCUUGUUGGGAAAGUUAAAAACAAAAUGUCAAUGCAUUGCACUUUGUAUCUCCAAGUUGUGUUACCUUGUCCAUAAGCUUUCUAUUUGCAACAUAAAAGGUUACUCAAGUUGUUUGUCUCGGACUAAUGUAAGUUAAAUCCUGAUUAUCCUGUGAAGUCUGAAGAGCAAAACUUUCGAGAAUGAUAUUGUAAUGCUUUCAAUACAAAGUAUCGCUAAUGCUGUUGAUGUAAAUAUAUUUAAGGCUCCAUUUAACAUUGCAGCAUAAACAGUGUAUAUAUGGCUGAAGGACGAAUAUCUUGCCUGUAUUUUGAAAGGAGCCUACUUAGCAUA